GGGCCGGCGGGGCCAAGCUGCCCAUGCGUGUAUUCUCUCUUCUCUGCGUGCCAAUGCGCAAGCAACCAGACGUGCCGAUGUAGAGAGAGAGAGAGCAGAAAGAAGGGGAGAUCACCAUAUAUAGAAGGUUCAGAGGUUGAAUGCAUUCUCGAGUCUCAGGAGGCUUUUGAGCUCUCUGAGGUCGACAGUAGAAGGCAAGGAAAGUUGGUGUGUGAAAGCUCUCGCUUGACAUUAGAGAUUGCAGGCACUAAUACUAGCCCAAGAAUCUGUUGCUUGGGAUACUGAGGCAAACUGAUCUGUUAGGCUCCUAAGAAGGUGAAAAAGAAUGACGAAGAAAGAUAGUGGUGGUGGUGAUCCACAGAGAGGGGAUGAUACAGAGAAGAAGGAAAGUGAAGGAGGCAACGGGAAAGUUGCCUCUGUCCCCUUCCACAAACUGUUUGCCUUCGCAGACCCGUUGGACGUUUUUCUGAUGACGGUGGGAACAAUCUCUGCAAUUGGCAACGGGCUGGCCAUGCCCCUUAUGACCCUUCUGUUCGGGGAGCUCAUCGAUUCAUUUGGCCAAUCACACCAAGCAACUGUGGUUCAUGAGGUCUCCAAGGUGGCACUUAAGUUUGUGUAUUUGGCUGUUGGAGCCGCAGUAGUAUCAUUUCUACAGGUCACGUGUUGGAUGACUACUGGAGAAAGGCAGGCUGCUCGUAUCAGGGGUUUGUAUCUCAGUAACAUUCUUAGACAGGACGUUGCAUUUUUUGAUCUGGAGACGAACACAGGAGAAGUUAUUGGCAGAAUGGCAGGUGAUACCAUCCUCAUCCAGGAUGCAAUGGGGGAGAAGGUUGGAAAGUUCGUACAGCUUGUGUCAACAUUCUUUGGUGGCUUUGUUAUCGCAUUUAGCAAAGGAUGGCUCCUUACUCUUGUUAUGUUAGCAUCAAUUCCUCUAAUAGUCAUUGCUGGGGGUGCGAUGUCCAUAACUAUAUCUAGGCUUUCAACCCGUGGGCAAGCUGCUUAUGCUGAAGCUGGCAUUGUAGUUGAACAAACAGUUGGAUCGAUUAGAACGGUUGCAUCAUUUACUGGAGAAAAGGAAGCUAUAACAAAAUAUAAUAGGGCACUAAAAGCUGCAUAUCUAGCUACUGUUAAACAAGGACUAGCUGCAGGCGUAGGAAUUGGAGCAGUGUUCUUAAUCAUUUUUGCCAGUUAUGCAUUGGCUUUGUGGUAUGGUUCAAAGCUCAUAGUUGACAAAGGAUACACAGGUGGACAGGUGAUCACUGUAAUGAUUGCUGUUAUGACCGGAGGAAUGUCCCUUGGUCAGGCUUCACCAUCUGUGAGUGCAUUUGCAGCUGGAAGAGCAGCAGCUUACAAGAUGUUUGAGACAAUUGAUAGGAAACCUGAGAUAGAUGCGUAUGACAAGAGUGGGAUUGUACUAGAAGACCUAAAAGGAGAUAUUGAACUGAAAGAUGUACAUUUCAGUUAUCCAGCUAGGCCUGAAGUCGUAAUCUUUUCUGACUUUUCACUGCAUGUGCCUUGUGGCACAACUGUAGCUCUAGUUGGGGAAAGCGGUAGUGGAAAGUCGACAGUUGUUAGUCUAGUUGAGAGAUUCUACGAUCCACAAGCUGGUGAAGUGCUCAUAGAUGGAGUUAACUUGAAGAAACUUCAGCUUGGUUGGAUUAGAGAAAAAAUUGGGCUUGUUAGUCAGGAGCCUGUUUUAUUUACAACAUCUAUAAAGGAAAAUAUUGCAUAUGGAAAAGCUGGUGCAACACUUGAGGAAAUCAAGACAGCUGUUGAGCUUGCAAAUGCUGCAAAAUUCAUAGACAAGAUGCCACAGGGCCUUGACACGAUGGUUGGUGAACAUGGUACACAACUAUCUGGUGGACAAAAGCAGAGAAUAGCUAUUGCUAGAGCAAUCUUAAAGAAUCCACGGAUUCUUUUACUUGAUGAAGCAACAAGUGCAUUGGAUGCAGAGUCUGAACGUAUAGUGCAAGAUGCUCUAACCAGAAUCAUGGUGGGGAGGACCACAAUUGUUAUUGCCCAUCGCUUGAGCACCAUAAGAAAUGCUGAUCUCAUAGCUGUUGUGCACCGUGGCAAAAUUGUUGAGCAAGGAUCCCAUGUGGAGCUAAUCAGAGAUCCAGAAGGGCCAUACUCUCAGCUUAUUCGUUUACAAGAAAUAAAUCAGGGUGAACAAGUGGGAAUGACUGAACCUGAUGCAGAAUUGAAUUUGGAGUCUAACAAGAUUUCCAGUAGAUCUGGUAGUCAACGAUAUUCGCUCAACCGAUCCAUUAGUGGACGAUCUUCUUCCCUUGGGCGGAGCAGUAGACACUCUUUCUCAGUAUCCUUUGGCCUGCCUGGCAUAAGUGGCAUUCAUGACAGUGGCCUCAGUCUCAACGAUGUCGAAGAUGGUGAUUAUACCUCUGCAAAGGCUGACAAGAAGGUCUCAGUUCGUCGUCUGGCAUACAUGAAUAAACCAGAGCUUCCUGUUUUAUUCUUAGGUUGCAUUGCUGCAGCAAUCAAUGGUGUUAUAUUUCCAGUGUUUGGUAUCUUGAUCUCAAGCAUCAUAAAGACAUUCUUUAAACCACCUCACCAGCUUCGGAAGGACGCAAACUUCUGGGCUCUAAUGUAUUUGGUUCUAGGAGUCACUGCUUUUCUCGUUGGACCCAUACAGUCAUAUCUUUUUGGAGUUGCUGGUGCCCAACUUAUCAAAAGAAUCCGGGCUAUGUCAUUUGAGGGGGUAAUUCACCAAGAAAUCAGCUGGUUCGAUGAUGCUGAAAACUCAAGUGGGGCCAUUGGGGCAAGAUUGUCAGCAGAUGCUGCAACAGUGCGAAGUCUUGUUGGUGAUGCAUUGUCUUUGUUAGUACAAAACAUUGCCACUAUUAUUUCCGGGGUCGUGAUUGCUUUUGUAGCCAACUGGCAGCUGUCACUUAUAAUCUUGGCGUUGCUUCCCUUGAUUGGUUUGCAAGGCUUUGCACAGAUAAAGUUUCUAAAAGGGUUCAGUGCAGAUGCUAAGGCAAUGUAUGAGGAAGCAAGUCAAGUAGCAAAUGAUGCUGUCAGUAGCAUUCGAACAGUUGCUUCCUUUUGUGCUGAACAGCGGGUGAUGGAUCUUUACCAGAAAAAAUGUGAGGCGCCUAGGAAAAGUGGAAUUCGGCAAGGACUCAUUAGUGGUCUUGGAUUUGGUUUCUCUUUCUUUGUUCUUUUUUCUUCCUAUGCACUGAGCUUUUAUGCCGGUGCUCGUCUUGUAGAAAGUGGAAAAACAACAUUUGGUAAAGUAUUUAGGGUUUUCUUUGCUUUAACAAUGACUGCAAUUGGAGUUUCACAAACAAGUGCUUUAGCGCCAGACUCUUCGAAAGCAAAGGCUGCUGCAGCCUCAAUCUUUUCAAUCCUUGACCGUAAAUCAAAGAUUGAUCCAAGCAAUGAAGCAGGUGACAUGCUGCCUAGUGUGAAGGGCGAUAUAGAGUUCCAACAUGUCAGUUUCAAAUACCCAACUAGGCCAGACGUGCAGAUAUUCAGAGACCUAUCUCUUAUUGUUUCUUCAGGAAAGACUGUUGCUCUAGUAGGAGAGAGUGGCAGUGGGAAAUCAACAGUUAUCUCUCUGCUCGAGAGAUUCUACGAUCCAGAUUCAGGACACAUAUUGCUUGACGGCGUGGAAAUUCAAAAGUUUCAGUUGAAAUGGUUGAGGCAGCAGAUGGGGUUAGUUAGUCAGGAGCCUGUAUUGUUUAACGACACAAUCCGCGCUAAUAUAGCAUACGGGAAGCAAGGGGCAGUCACUGAAAAGGAGAUCAUUGCUGCUGCACAAGCAGCUAAUGCACAUCAAUUCAUCUCAGGGCUGCCAGAAGGAUAUGAUACCAAUGUUGGCGAGCGCGGGGUUCAGUUAUCUGGAGGACAAAAGCAGAGGAUAGCCAUCGCAAGGGCGAUCAUCAAGGACCCAAAGAUCCUUCUUCUUGAUGAGGCCACAUCUGCUCUAGAUGCAGAGUCAGAACGGGUGGUUCAGGAUGCACUGGACAGAGUUAUGGUGAACAGAUCUACCAUUGUCAUUGCACAUCGUCUCUCAACAAUUCAAGGUGCAGAUUUGAUUGCUGUGGUCCAGAACGGUGCGAUUGCAGAGAAGGGCAGACAUGAAGUGCUCAUUGGCAUGAAAGAUGGGUUGUACGCAUCACUUGUGGCACUGCAUAAAAGUUCUAGCUGAUGCAGUUUGCCUUUUUUUUUUUGCGUAACGAUUCUUUCAUGCAAACGAGAAGGAUGUCUCGAGUCUCGAUGCGAGAGGGAACCCUUCGGCUGUAAGUGUCGUUUUCUCUAAAUUUCAAGUACAUGUUCUUUGUAUUAGUGAGAAAGUAAAGGAAAGUUUGUGUAUUAAUACCAACAGCAGGCGCUCAUGUAUCAAAGAGGCUGAGAUUGAGUGCAGAAGGCGAAUUUACCGGCAAGUGAUCGAUGUAAUUCUUUACUGAAAGGCUGCAACUUUGGCAGCUUAAUAUAUUUAUUAAAAAUUUUGUUAUCUUCA
Molecule: messenger RNA, 4480 nt
Organism: Nymphaea colorata (pocket water lily)
Lineage: Eukaryota; Viridiplantae; Streptophyta; Magnoliopsida; Nymphaeales; Nymphaeaceae
Product: ABC transporter B family member 11-like
Exons: 13
Coding region: 326-4168 (1280 amino acids)
Biological process (GO): transmembrane transport
Cellular component (GO): membrane
Molecular function (GO): ABC-type transporter activity; ATP hydrolysis activity; ATP binding
Source: RefSeq, a predicted model, not a curated record